Molecule: messenger RNA, 2976 nt
Organism: Psilocybe cubensis
Lineage: Eukaryota; Fungi; Basidiomycota; Agaricomycetes; Agaricales; Agrocybaceae
Exons: 21
Coding region: 1-2976 (991 amino acids)
Biological process (GO): GPI anchor biosynthetic process; fungal-type cell wall organization
Cellular component (GO): endoplasmic reticulum
Molecular function (GO): catalytic activity
Source: RefSeq, a predicted model, not a curated record
AUGGCAGUGGCAAGAAUACACGCUGCCCCAAUAGCUCGUCUGCACACAUCGCUCGCCACCACUGCCUUUCUCUCAGCACUCAUACUCGGUUGUGCACUACACUACCGCAAGAUUGUCAAGAACAGCGUCGCACAAUACCCCGAUGAAUGGUUUCCUUCCGUUUCAGCGACUAUCGGAGACUGGUAUCCAGAGCGAAACAUAUUCCAGAUUCUCAUUGCUCUCACCUCAGGCCCGCGUUUUGCUCUUGUCUUUCUCCAGUACUUUCUCCAUCAUUCAUCCACGUCGUCUCUCCCAACCGUUGUCUUUCUUUCCGGUCUUGUGCGAACCCUCUCCUGCGGAGGUUGGGUCUACAUCACCUCCAGCGACGACCAUGAUGUACACGACUUUAUGAUGAUCCUCUACAUGGUCUGCAACAUACCCUGGAUGCUCCUAGGCAUCGCGUGCACCCCCCCUGCUAGAACCUCCGUGCGUCGAAAGAGGAUGCUGAUUGCCGGCGCGUUUUUUGCCACCAUCGGCCCCCUGGUCUAUUUCUUCAUACAGCACAAAGUCCACCGUAUACCUGGAGCCUAUACCCGCUACGCCUUUUUCGAAUGGGGACUCAUCUUCUUUGACGUCUUGUAUGAUUCAGUUGCAGAGCAAGAAUUUAGAGAAGCGGAUUUGCACGCAAGUUGUCUCUUGACUCUCGCGGGAUCACAUAUUGACAAACCUCUGGCAAAUGCUGUAGAAAGUGCACUGGCACCAGCACACACCACUCACGCCACCUCACAAAACGCGUCCAGAAUACCUGCAUCUUGGCGUAAUGUCCUCACUUUUCUGUCUGACGUCUAUCUUUCUUAUGUUUUUUGGACGCUCUUCACUUCCCUCAUACCCACACUGUUCUACUUCUCCGUUUGGAAGCUUGGUAUUGCAGGACAUGAGCUUGCGCUUCUCUCCGUACUUUCUCCCCUCCUCCUGUCUCUUCAGACUAAUUUGGUGCCGUCCGUUCUAGCAUAUGCUAGAAGUCGAAAAGGGCAGGGCACUCUGCAGUUGAUAUCACUCAUUGGCGUUGUUGCCUACCUUGUGCCGAGUCCCGGUGGAAGACUAGGACUUGUCGCCGUCGCAAAUAUUGUUGCCGUCAUGCGGCAAGUGGUCGCUUGGUCUGGUAUAGUUGACGGCGAAACUGAUGUACCCUACCAAGCAAUCGUCACUGGACUUGGUAUCCUCACUUCUUCGUUAUUGAAGCAAGCUAACAGAGCGAAUAAUCCAUUGUGGCCAUUCAUCAACCACAAGGCCGGAGGAUACAACAAGACGGGCCUAGUUUUAGCCCUUCUCGCGAUAUAUGAAUAUAGCGCGCGCCCAGUCUUCUCCACUCCCAAAACUACGAAGAAAAGCACAGCGCAGGUCAAACCAGAACCGUUUCAAAGUGCAUGGCGUGGAGCCCUACCUUUAGGCUCUCUCCUGUUCUGCAUACACAAUUUACUCUCUGAACCAAGCACCCUGAUCGCAUGGUCAUGGACAGGAUAUGAGAACCGACUUCCACGCGGGCCUGUACCUCACAUCCAUGGAUCUUUAACCGUUCUUGCCAUGGCGCUCGGCCUUCUACUCGCGUGCAUAUCCUCCAAGAAUAAUAAACUAGGCAGUGUGCUGACAAGCCCCGCUUGGUUCCUCUUUGGCACGGGUAGCUCCUAUGUGAUGUACGCGUACAGAAACUGGAUGGGCUACGUAGGGGGACUUGGAGUGGCUGCUUUUUUGAUGUCUCUGCUCCCUGGGGUAUUCCAUACGGCCGCUUACUCGGCUGGUGAUGUAGGGGGGAGUGGUCGGAAUAUCUCAAAAACAUAUUCCAUGGCCCUGGCUGUUUAUUGUGUUUUGAACUUGGCGAGCAUCUUUACAGUUGCAUACGCAUUUGUGCCUGGUGGUAUAUACCUGCGUGAGAGAACGGACUUAGUGACAACCAUACAGAUAGCAUGCUUCCUCCCUGCCUUCCGAUGGUCCACUUCCAAGUCAUCUGGCCAUGCCAUUAGCACAUCAUCUCAAACAAGAUACGCAACCAAGGAUAAGUACAAACCUCACAUACUGAUCACGCUCUUCAUCCUAUCCUCCCUCUCACUUCUAACGACUCUGCACCGUGUUCCCCGCACAAUCCCCGUACCUUAUAAAUCCGGAACGAGAAUCUUUAACACGGGCAUCUGGACAGUACAUUUUGGGAUUGACAAUGAAGGCCAUGACAGCCAGCGUGGAAUACUGAACUUGAUCAAGGAUAUGGAGCUGGAUAUUGUGGGACUUUUGGAGACGGAUUUGCAUAGAACUGCAUUUGGACACCGCGAUCUAACACGGCUUAUUGUGGAAGAAUCAAAUUAUAACGUAGACAUCGGUCCUGGACCCAACGCCCAUACAUGGGGUGCUGUGCUGCUUUCAAAGUUCCCCAUUAUCAGUACCAAACACCAUCUUCUACCUUCACCUCACGGGGAGCUUGCUCCGGCUAUCGAAGCAGUUUUGGAUGUGUAUGGAACAGAGGUGCUUGUUGUGGUGGCACAUAAUGGCCAAGAGGAAGAUCCCCUGGACAGAGAACUUCAAAGCACGGAGUUGGCUAAGAUCAUGGCUGCAUCUACUAGACCUGUUGUUUUCCUAGGCUACGUUGUAACAAAACCUCAUACCCCUCGUCCCAAUCCUUACGGCAUCAUGGUUAACGAAGGGAACGUUCACGACAUCGACGAGGAUGACCUCGACAGAUGGGGCCUGUACCGCACCUCGUACGCGCGGGUCUCGCGCGGGAUUAUCACCGACACUGAGACGCAAAUUGGGCAGUUCGUGCUACCACGCCAGGGACACAACGUUACGGAUGACUCCAAGGAGGCGAGGUAUCUGAGAUCGAGGAAAGAGGAACUCGCAGUUGAACACUGGUUCCCGAUGCCAUACUACGGCGAUGAGAAACAAGGAGGUGUGAAUGGGCAUUAUUACCAUGUAUUCAAUACGAUUCCUGAAAGCGCGGAGUUGUAG